Molecule: messenger RNA, 1444 nt
Organism: Rotaria sordida
Lineage: Eukaryota; Metazoa; Rotifera; Eurotatoria; Philodinida; Philodinidae
Source: the annotation of a GenBank genome assembly
AUGCGUGAUGGUGCCACCUGUGAUCUUCCUGCUCAUGGUUGGGGUUCUCACGAUUCUGAUGAUUCUGAAUUUCGUACUGAUAUUCUUUUUUAUGAUCGUGGUGGUGGUCGUGAUCAUGAUCAUUUGUGUCUGUGUGAUAUUCAUUAACCCUUUGGCUCCCGGCUUUUUUUUGCGAAAAUCAAAGUUUGUAAAAGUAACUUUUGAAUGUGAUUUUUAUUUUUUCACAAAGAAACUACAUUCCUGUUUUAAAAAAAACGCUAAUAGUCCAUCUUUGUAUGAUAGUUUUUGAAGCAAUCAACAAUACAUAGAGGUACAUUACAGUCAGGACACAUAUAUUGUGUAUCGCGUCGAAUAUCAAGAGAAGAGCAAACUGCGCAUCUUCGUCGAGGUUUUUCUGCUUGUUGUGAUGUUUGUGGGAUCAACGAUGGAAAAUGUCUAGCAGUCAAACGGAGAGGAGAUGGUCUUAUUGAUGGUCUUCCAAUGGUAGUCGGCCUUUGUGAUCCGAACUUUGUCAAAAGUUCUCUGACGAUGUCGAGCCGAAAAUCAGAUAAGUGGAGCGAAAUAUUAUUCUGCAUUUUAUAAAUUACAAAUGCAUUAUAUAUUGCCAUAUCUAACAAAUGGAAAAAAAGUUUCUUGUACCAUUUUAUUGAUUUUCUUAUACAUUCGGAAAAUGAAAUUUGCAUAUCGACAUGAUCAACGGCACCCAUGUUUUUAGUAUAUUCAAGAAUACAGACAGGUUUGCGAAUCACUUCUCCAGUUUGCCCGUCUAUUUUGUUUGUAUUCGUAUAUGAUGGUGAAUGAAUUGUUGAAAGCAUAUGAACUUCUCUUUUGUCCUUCCAUUUUAGUGCAAGUAAAACAUUUGUAUGAGAAUAUUGACUUUCGCCUCUUUUCGCUUUAGUUGCUAGAGAUGGUAAUCCUUGUCUAUUUUUACGAACAGUGCCACAUGCACCAGUUUUAUUUCGAUGUAAGAGCUCAAAAAGUGCUGGGCUUGUGUACCAAUUGUCGACGUAUAAAUGGUGCCCUUGAUUCAAAUAAUGUUGCAUUAGUUUCAUUACAAUUGAUCCACUCAAUCCAAGUCCAGAUGUAAUUUGAUACUCUGUAUUUGCUCCUGUGUAAAUGAUGAAGUCGAGGAUAAAUUUAGUUUCACAAUCGACGAGCUCAAAUAGUUUGAUUCCAAAUCGAUGAUGUUUAGAUGGAAUAUAUUGUUUGAAUCCAACUCUUCCUUUCCAUAGCAUGAGACUUUCAUCAAUGCAGAGAUUUUGUGUUGGAUUGAUACAAUUUGAAAAAUUCUCUUUGAAUGAGUAGCUGCCUAAUUCGACUUAUAAUAUAAAUGCACAAUAUAUAUAAAAAUCUAUUCCUAGGAAUAGAUUUAGUUCUAGUCAUAGUUGUAUAGACAUACAUAGAUAUCCAUGUUAUUCAUAGGAAUAGAUUUAGUUUCAGAUUA